Molecule: messenger RNA, 1388 nt
Organism: Cucurbita maxima (winter squash)
Lineage: Eukaryota; Viridiplantae; Streptophyta; Magnoliopsida; Cucurbitales; Cucurbitaceae
Product: 4'-phosphopantetheinyl transferase HetI
Exons: 10
Coding region: 244-1215 (323 amino acids)
Biological process (GO): fatty acid biosynthetic process
Cellular component (GO): cytosol
Molecular function (GO): magnesium ion binding; holo-[acyl-carrier-protein] synthase activity
Source: RefSeq, a predicted model, not a curated record
UCUUCCCCAGUCUUCGUCGUCUUUCCCCUCACUCAAAUGCAAUUUCCACCAAUUGAAUCACUCACCAAAAGCCACCAUCGACAGCCUCGAUUGUUGUGAAGCCUGCGAUAUCUUUCAUUUUCGGCCAACACCAGGCAAGAACGAGGCGAAACGAGCUGAGGUAAUUUUUUGUUGCUUCGAUGGAGCCACGGUCAUAAAUUGACUUUUAUCAACGAUCGAUCAUAUGUACAGUUCACGGCAUCUAUGUUCUCAUCUCUUCAUAGAGCAAGAACCAGAACAAACAUGCAUUUUUUCCCAAGGAGUUUUGCCACUGCUGCAUCCCCUCUUGUUCCCAUGCAACUCCCAUCUAAAAUGGAAACCCAUAUCUGGUAUAUCUUACCUGAUGAAGUAAAGAAUAAAGAUCUUCAAAAUCAUUAUUUAAAUCUACUCUCACCAAAUGAAAAGGUGAAUGUUAUGAAAAUACAAGAAGGGGAGCUUCAAAAAAGAGCCUUGCUAGCCCGUGCUUUGGUACGAUCUACCCUUUCAAGAUAUGUUUCUCAUUGUCAAAUUGAUCCACAAGCCUUGAUGUUUAAAAAGAAUAUGUUUGGGAAGCCUGAGUUAGAUUUGCGAAUUAGCAGUGAACUGUGUCUACCACCAUUGCAAUUCAACAUCUCACAUUCUUCAUCCUUAAUAGCAUGUGGAGUGACUAUGAAUUCUCCAAUUGGUAUUGAUGUGGAAGAGAAGACACGAAAAAUAAAGAACAACAUCAUAGCUUUUGCUAAACGUUUCUUUUCUCCAAAUGAAAUAGAAGUUUUAUCUGCUAUUUCAGAUCCUGAAAUCCAGCGGCAGGAAUUCAUCAAAUUAUGGACUCUGAAGGAGGCAUAUGUCAAAGCGUUGGGUAGGGGCUUCUCAGCUACUCCUUUCAAGACUUUCACUAUUCGGUUCAACAGAACUGCUCGAGGUUCAUGUCUUCCUGGGUGUGAAACUAAUGAGAAGGCUUAUGAAGUAAGUGUAGAGCCUCGUGAUGAUCCCGAAAACUGCUCAAGAAAUGUGACGUUUGCUUUGAUGGAGUUGUUGGGUUCUCAUUAUGUUGCUGUUUGCAUGAAAAAAGACGUGAAUAUUAGAGGAACAGCGAGUCUUCCCAUGAAGUUGGAUGUAUGGAGAACAAUUCCAUACGUGGAAGAUGAAUGUGUUUCUGGGACUGAGGCUGUUCUACCAAUAAGUGGCUUUGCUUAAGGAAAUGGAAAGUUCAAGAUUCCACUCCAACUGGCCUGUGUUCAAUUCUUAUAUCAAAACAAAACAAUUCUCUUAGAAAUGUUGUUUGAAGUUCUAAGCUGUAAACUUGUCCAAAAUUUUGGAGUUGGGAGUCCUAAAUGGCACCAAGGAGUUGUGAUCUAUUGAUUUUGGCU